Messenger RNA from Clupea harengus (Atlantic herring), 1586 nucleotides. RefSeq lists its product as uncharacterized. NCBI's taxonomy places the organism in Eukaryota, Metazoa, Chordata, Actinopteri, Clupeiformes, Clupeidae. The record is from RefSeq and is a predicted model, not a curated record.
CUGCACCACAGCGCCAUCUGGAUCUGGUGGGACACAAUAAUGUAGAAACUAAUGUAGAAACGCCACUGGUCUCCUUUACUAUGCCGCCAUAAAGAUCAUGAUCCAUAAGACAUUUAAGUGACAACAACAGGAGUCAAAACGGGCGCACUGGUGAUUCUUUAAAGAAAAUAAUAAUCAAAGCGCAAAUCCACUGGUUUCGAUGUCCGGAAAGGUCGCUCUUCCACAACAGUGAGCGGGUGCUCGUCAUGGAUGGUAGAGGGAUCUUAAGUUAUAUUCGUGAAAGUGCAAAUUCACUGCUUUCGAUGUCCAGAAAGGGAGCGGGUGCUCUGCGCGAACAAAUCCUACUUCUUUCAGAUGAAGCAGCUCGUGUAUUUGAUGCCGCAGAACUUAAUGAAUCAGACAUCCUCACCUUGACAAGGCAGGACCUAAACGACCUUCUCCCUGGGCCUCAGCACUUCAAGAUUCGGAAAAAGAUUGCGGAGCUGAUCAGCUCAGCUGGAAGGACUGCUUUCAAGGAGCCACCUGUGUGUUCAGAUUUCUUACCCGAAACACUAAAGGAUGUGUUUUCAAGAGAGAAUGUGAAGAAUCUGCCUGUGGCUGGCGUACCCUUGGAGAACUGCCUUCGCAUUCUGCGUGACGCUGAGACACACCUGGCAUCUUCUCUGGACUCUGUGAGACAGCAUGUGAAACUGCUGGAGAGCCUGCAACCUCCUCCCCCGGAGGGCCCCAGCACCGACGGGGCAGCUGCUGGGUGCUCACACCCUCGCAUUAAAGAUGAAACACGUCCUCAUCUAAACAGCACCAGCUCUCCAGUGAAAAUCCACUUACUGGUGUGUGGGAACACCAUGGGCGUCCACAAUGAUCUGGUCAGGCGUGUGGGUGUGCCAACACUGGAGGUCGGUGUGGAGGAAUGCCAAAUAAUCCUUGUGUUUUGCCCGGUGUGGUCACGAGCAGGGACAGACAUUGAUGCAGCACUGAGUAAAGUGCCUGGAAACAAAGAUGCCAUUUUGGUGGUAAUGCACUAUACUUAUAACCCCCAGCAAGGUCUGACUGGAACGAGACCUACUUCCCAAGCGAAUAUUAGAGCAGUUCACAUAUUGUUCCACGACCUCCACGGAGGCCUUCUGAACUGUGAACCUAAUAGACAAGCAGUGGCUGUUAUUGAGGCUGCCUUGAAAAAAUAUACUGUGCCAAACAGGUUUACAUGAGAGAGGAUGAAUUCAGCCUCACAUCACCAGUCUCCACAGACACUAUAGAUACUAUACACCUACGGGUACUAUACACAUACAUAAAGCUAAAGCUAAAUCUGGUGACACAGACAUUAGUCCACUUUUAAUGAUGUUAACGUCAUGUGUCAGUACUUGCGAGCCGCAGUGGUCAGCCUUACUGCAGAAAUGUUGCUUUUGUUGUGUUUGGCACUUUUUCCUCUGAAAUGUGUAAUUAAUGAAUGAAUCACACUUUGGUAAUGAAUCCCAGGACGAAGUCAAAAAGGUGUUUCAAUGCAAAGGUUUAAUAUAAUUUCUCACAAUGCUUUGUAAGAAUGCCAUCAACGCUGUAAGAAAAUUAAAAACCAUUCUUGCCCACAA